CGUUUCUGGGGAGAGGAAGGAGGUGGCCAGCAUUAAAGAGGAGGUGGAAGGCUACAGAUCAGACUCCCUGAGGCUGUUGCAAGAGGCUCUACAGAUGAACCAAACUGAAACCAGCCCUCCCUCCCCAGUCCCACCCACGGAGAAAUGGGUCCUGCUUCUUCUGGUCCGGAAUCCGCUGCUGCUGAAGUGUGGGAGGAGCAGCCAGCCUUGUCAGAGGAACCAAUGACCGGUGGAGAUGAGCUCAGCGGGCUUGAGACGGCCCUCAAGGCGGAGCGUGAACGUGAGGAGGCGGAGUCCGGCCUGGGCAGCCCGUCUCAGGAGACGUGUGGAUCCGAAGGUGUGGCGUUCAUCGGACUAGACGGUUUAUGUAGCUCUCAGCAGGCAAUGUCGUCCUCGUCACAUAGAGCAGACCCUGCUGAACUACAACUCCCAUCAGCCCCUACCAACAAAGAAGAGGAAGAGGAGUCAGGAGGAGAGAGCGGGGACAUGCUGCACUUCUGCGCACACUGCGGCAGCGGCUUUAGUUUCACAUCUGACCUCAUGAAGCACUCUUGCCCUGCAGUUGAGGAUCGGCCCUAUCAGUGCUCUGUGUGUGGGAGAGCGUUCGGCCACGCCUGGAGUCUUAAGAGUCACGAAUGCGUGCAGACGGGCGAGCAGCCGCACCACUGCGAACUCUGCGGCAAACGCUUCACGCACUCGCGGUCCCUCGAGCGCCAUCAGCUGGUUCACACAGGUGAGCGGCCCCACAGGUGUCCGCAGUGCGGGCGCAGCUUCAGUCGUCUCGGGAACCUGGAGAGGCACCAGCGCAUCCACACUGGUGAAAGACCGUAUGAGUGCGGGACGUGUGGGAAACGUUUCAGUCGAGUGGAAUACCUAAAACGGCAUCAGCACACCCACAUUAGCGAUGUAAUGGUGAAGCUCCCACCGCUGCGAAACUCUCACUACUGCUCUCAGUGCAACCAAACAUUCAGUGAUACUGAGCAGUUCAAGCAGCAUCAAUGUCCGUACAACACAUAAUGUUAUUCAGUGUUCAGGAGAAUCUACUAGACCUUAACUAGAAACCCACAGCACCCAAAAGACCUCAUUCUUCAUAAUUCUUUUAACUUUUUAUAUCUUCUAUUCAUCUUACCACAUGCUUCUGCCUUUAAUGACCCCAAAAUCACUGACUUGCACCCAGAACUUCAAAGCAAAGCACAUUUAACCUAGUGCAAUGAUAUUUUAAAGUGAAAUCUCCUAUUUAUCAUUAUUUAGAAACUAUCUACUCAUUAUUCACAGUGAAUAUAUAUCAACAUAUUAAUCACCUCUGUUUCAAUUCCAACAGUCUAUCAACGCAGACAACUCUAUUUUUGUUAUGUCAGGCUCCUCAUAACAGGCUGUGAAAUAUUUUUUUGUGAAAAAAGACAUUUAUAGAAGCUUGUUAUUUCUUAUUAAUAACAAAUAGAAUGCUUAUUCAUGCAUUCUUAGUAAUCUUUUUCCUCUCAUAGGACCCAUGUGUUGUUUUCACUCCUUUUUAACUUCAAACAGAAGUGAAAUAUUUGUUGUGAUGAGAAUUGCUUUUUUGUCAUGUAUUCUAUUUACUCAACAAUUUCAUACUGUAUUGAACAAUAUGUAAUAUUGUUAAUAAAUCCCUUCUAGAUGCAUACUGUUAUAGCUCGUCUUUAUCUCUUGUAUGUUUAUUUGUUUGCUUACAAGAAACUUAAGUUUAAAAUUGCAUUCAUAAUAUCAUAAUUUGGAUUUAAUACUUAAUUCUGAAGAAAACUGUUCGGAGCAAGUAAAAAUCUAUGCUGUAGGCUAUCAUGCAGAGAGAAUGGAAUAUAUGCAAUCAAUAUAAAUAAAUGAAAUAAAAUACA
Messenger RNA from Onychostoma macrolepis, 1850 nucleotides. RefSeq names its product zinc finger protein 436. Lineage: Eukaryota; Metazoa; Chordata; Actinopteri; Cypriniformes; Cyprinidae. The record is from RefSeq and is a predicted model, not a curated record. Bases 145 to 1017 code for a protein of 290 amino acids. Gene Ontology annotation, biological process: regulation of transcription by RNA polymerase II. Gene Ontology annotation, molecular function: RNA polymerase II cis-regulatory region sequence-specific DNA binding; DNA-binding transcription factor activity. The transcript has 3 exons.